GUCGAAGGGUCGUCAUGGAGGCGUAUCCGACAUUGUUCAAUAGACAUAAGAAUUUCGGUGCUUUUGCUGCGACAUUGACUACCGCAAUUUUUGCUAUCUCAACGCUUACAUACCGAGCUGUUUCUUCCAACGGGCCGAAGAGCCAGAUGUUAUGGCAGGGCCAGGUCAACUCGAUGGAUGUCCCUCCCCAACCCAAGCUUGCCUAUAACGGGCCUGUGUACUCUGGCAGUGGAGCGUGGAUGUGGCACGGCAAGACCAUCAAGCCCUCGGCUCAUCCGAGGCUGCAGCAUGCAAUGAAAAGGAAGGGGGUUCGAGGACACGGUGAUGCACAACAUGCUCAUUCAGAGCACAGCCUAUCUGUGAAGGCUGCUGCUCAAACGCCGGUACAGCACAAGAAAUUGGAGAGUAGCGUGCCAACGUGGCUUGCGAAACAUGCACCAGGGUUAGCAAGGGACAUCAAGACAGCAAAGCAGCUGUAUUCCAAGGGUCAGAACUCAUUGAGCGCAAUUAGUGAGGGUUUCGGGAAGGCGUUCGACAUUCAUGACGACAUGGCACAAAUGAAGAAACCCGUCAAAGUUCUGACUCACGUUUAAUGGACAAACGACACAAGGGAAUAAGUUCUAACAGACUUCGGAGUCAUGCCACUACCCGGAUCAGUGUACCGGGUAUACUGAAUCGGACUCAUCGCGGCCUGGCCCAUCACCGUGAUCAGGAUCUAAAGGUGCUUGUGAAGGUCACAGUAACGACUCUGCGCCAAGACUUGACCUGCCACGGACCAGCCUACCAGUGAGAUUGGAUGUAGCAGUUCAACUACUACCGUACGGUCAUUCAGUAAUAAACUUUCAGCUUAG
Molecule: messenger RNA, 851 nt
Organism: Guillardia theta CCMP2712
Lineage: Eukaryota; Cryptophyceae; Pyrenomonadales; Geminigeraceae
Exons: 4
Coding region: 15-593 (192 amino acids)
Source: RefSeq, a predicted model, not a curated record